UCUGUUUACAUUUUUUAUUAUUAUUGUUUACAUUGGUUGGCUGCUGGUGAUUUGAGUUGUUUACACACUGGUAAUAGGUGUUAACCAGGUUAAAAAUGUGCAUUGUAUGCACCAUGAGUCAGAUGUACCGACCCAAAAACUGUUUGCACUACUAUUUCAGUAAAAAGUACAUGAUGUUGUAUAACUAUUUGUUUAAUGGUCAGUUCUUUCUUAAUGUAAAUAUUAAUAUUUAAUUAUGCACCAGGUUAGAGGGUUACUUUUACAAUUGAAUUUACAGCAUUAGUUCUUUGAGAAUCUCUUCCAUUACCAAAGCAAAAUUGGUGUUAUAACUAAAAUAUCGAUAUCGAAUCGAAUCGUAUCAGAAAUCGUAUCGACUUGGAACCUAGUGUAUCGGAAUCGUAUCGAAUCGGGAGGUCAGUGGCGAUACCCAGCCCUACUCACAAUGUUGGGAUCGAGUAGAACACUCUCCGUCAAAGCCCCACUACAUGCACAGCUCAUCCAAGCUACACAGGAAACCCUCAGAGAUUCUCUGUUUGUCAGAGACUUCAAGGAAGCUUUUCACCAAGAUCUAUUAAAAAGGUACACACCCGAUGAGGAAAAGGCCACACUCAACCUUGCUUCAGCACUUGACCCACGAUUGAAAGUGCUGCUUUUCCAGUCCAAUGAGGAGAAGCAAGAAACGCUUGAAAGAUUGGUCACUGAAGCUGCAGCUGCAGCCACAACGGAGCAUCAUGACCAGGAAGAAGCAGAGAGGCUGGACCAGAAGCAUCUUAGCGAUGGUGCACCACUAAAAGACGAGAGUCCUGUGCAGCGGCUGAAUUACUCGGCAACUCUUUUGAAGAUAGCAGGCAGGCACUAUGACCAGAGAAGUCAGCUUUUGACAGCUCCUUUGCCACUGUUUGAAAGCCCAUUAGACUGGUGGAAAGAACAUCACCAUGAGUAUCUUUCAUGCAAAGCUGACAAAGAGGUAGGCUACUUACGUGUACCAGGGACAAGUAUCUCCACUGAAUGUGUGUUCUCUACUGCUGGGGACAUUGUGACCGCUCAGCGGAGCAGCCUCACAGCAGAGCAUGUUGACCAGCUUUUGUUGUGCAGGAACAAUUAAAAGUAGCAGUUGCCAGUUUACUUCAAAAAGUUGAUGUAUUUUUGUCCAUUGUACUGGAAGUUUUGUCUAGCAAAGUUAAUUGCAGGGUUUUGAAAAGACCUUCAGUUUCAUUUGAAGCAGGUUAAUUUAAAGGCUCACGUUUGCGCUGUGCCCUGUUUUCAGAGGCUUUGUUCAUUUUGGCCCAGCAUUUUAUUUAAUUUAUUUUCUUACAACACUACCUCAGUGAGCACUGAAUAG
Molecule: messenger RNA, 1342 nt
Organism: Myripristis murdjan (pinecone soldierfish)
Lineage: Eukaryota; Metazoa; Chordata; Actinopteri; Holocentriformes; Holocentridae
Exons: 2
Coding region: 443-1105 (220 amino acids)
Molecular function (GO): protein dimerization activity
Source: RefSeq, a predicted model, not a curated record